Messenger RNA from Hypanus sabinus (Atlantic stingray), 954 nucleotides. It is a transcript of the gene pdrg1, whose product is annotated as p53 and DNA-damage regulated 1. Gene Ontology annotation, biological process: protein folding. The transcript is spliced from 5 exons. NCBI's taxonomy places the organism in Eukaryota, Metazoa, Chordata, Chondrichthyes, Myliobatiformes, Dasyatidae. Gene Ontology annotation, cellular component: prefoldin complex. The record is from RefSeq and is a predicted model, not a curated record. Bases 16 to 501 code for a protein of 161 amino acids.
CAGCAUUUUGUGCGUAUGGGAGGGGAGAGCACGGAUGGACUACAAUUCCCAGAAUUCACGCAACCGGCCAAUGAAACGGCGAGCAGCUGCCGGUUCGCGGUGGGAAUGGCGCGGGAGCCGGAGGUGGUGAUGGAUUACCUGACCGAGGUGGAGCUGCUGGCGGAGAACGUGAUCGCGGAUAAACAGCAGAUCAUUAGUCUGGAUGGAAAGAGAAAUCGGAACCGUGAAGCACUGAGGGCGUUACAAAAUAGCAGCGAAUCGGGGAAUGUGAUGGUUUGUUUUGGAAACAUGUUUAUCAAAUUCCCCAAGUCUAGGACCCAGGACAUGAUUCAGAAAGAUCAAGAGCAGUUGGAUGAAGAAAUACGUAAGCUUAAUAAGCAGUUGAAAGUGAAAGUUAAUCGUUUAAAUGAAGCACAAGGAAAAUCUGAAAUCAAAGGAUUUGAUCUAACUCCAUUAACCCAUGAAGAAAUGCAGGCCGUUACAAAGGUCCUGAAAAACUGAGAGUGCAUGGUUGACAUUGGAAAUGACGUUACGCUGUGUGUUGGAGGAAACCAUGAACAGCAGAGGCACAACUGCAAUAUGGUGAAAAAAUGCUGGCGGAGUCUGAGUUCAAAGUUCACGGCAAUUGGCCCCCUCGGGAUUGUUACUUGAAAAAUAUUACAGUUUUUUGACCAUCCAUUUAGCUGUACAUUUAUAAAUGAGAUCCUGUUUGGACCCUGUACAAAUGUUAACUUGUCCCCAUAGUUCACUGCUUGUAAAAUUAACUUUUAAAAAUAAAAAUAUUAAUGUAUCUUUUUCAUUAUUUAGUUGUGCUCUUGGUUGCAUUGGCAUGCCAAUAUUUGCCUUCCUGUUUUGUUGAUCUGGCUGUGAAUCAUGCAGAUCCUGUGCUGUAUUGACUUUGCCGAUCUUUGCUAAUAAGUGUUUUUGUUUUAUUAAAUUUUGGUCUUGAUGAUA